AUGGCAAAGGAAAAGAGGACUAAACCUUGUUGCAACUGCAAACGAUCCAAAGUUAAAUGUGUUUAUGAAGGUGCCUUGCCAUGCCAACGAUGCCUCAAAACAGGCCAAGCGGCCACUUGUCAAUUUGUGCAUAAACUUCCUUCAUUGAAGCUACCGUCGCUAGGUUCAGAUGCACCCAAGCUACCCCCUGUUGCUACACCCAUAGCACUCAACCCUAUGAAUCUAGCGAGUGGACAAAAACCCGUGGUAUCAAACAUACCAGCAUUACUUCCAAGCCGCAGCACUUUCAACUCACCACCGUUUAAAAGAAGCUUGUCGCCACUACCCCCAAAUAAUCCUUUGCAUGUGGAGCGAGCUUCAAAUAAAGACAUGCAGUGGAAGUCUGAUAUAGAGCAACGCUUGAACUCCUUUGACAACAAAAUUGACUCCUUGGUAGAUCUAUUGAAGCUGAACCAACCGCAUGCCGUCAAGACGCCAGGCUCAGCAGACAUUCAAGCACGAUUCAAUGCUAACCAUUUUCAACCUUUGCGAGAGCCACAUGAACAUAUCGAGCUGCGUUAUUUAGAAACCCCAAUAUCUUCCACAAAUCACCAUGCAUCUGAUAAUGGCUCUAAGCGACAAAAAAUGGCCCGUAACCUUGGACAAGAAGAUGGCUAUAAUGAUACCGAAUACAAUAGAUCACACCCUAAGGAUUUCAGGGAUGGAUUCUUGACAAAGAGAGAAGCAAAGGAUCUUUUUAAGUUUUUUGACUCCAAUAUAGCUCAACAAUUAUUUGGAUUCGAGAUAUCAAAGUUCAAAGUCGACGAUAUUUGGGAGACAUGCCCUGUUCUUGUUUGUGCCGUUUCAACGAUUGCAUCAAUUCAUCAUCCUCAGCUCUCCUCCAAGGCAUCGCAACUACUGGGCUACUUGCGGGAUUUGUGCGGUACUCUUUUUUAUCAAAAUAGACCGACGGAUAAGUCAAGUGCCUUUAAUACAAUUGUUGCAUUAAUAUUGUGCAGUUUCUGGCUAUCUGAUUCACAAAUGUUCACUGGGUUAGCCCUACAGAUUGCUAAGGAGUAUGGGUUGAACAACCCCAAUUACGGCAAGAACAAGGACGAUUUGAAACUUUGGUAUUUGUUGUAUGUGUUGGAUGGUCAACAGAGUAUGGCAUUCAACAGGCAGCCGUUGGUUAGUUCUCAAGAGUAUUCUUUAAAACAUAGCAGAGAGCUUUUAGUCAAUGAGGAUGAAAAGCAAAUAUCACAAGCCAAGAGACAAUUAGAGAACAAGAUCGAAUCAAAUGCACUGGUAAGUACGGAACCUACUGAAGCUGAUGUGCACCAAAUGCUAUUGAAGCAAAAAUUUACCGAUCUAAGGUUGGUUUCUCAAGUUGAGUAUAACCAAGCUUUGAGUGAAGCAUUUCGUGGCGAUGCUUGGGACUUGUUGAUGCCAUCUGCGUUUGGAAUCCCGUCGAAGAGCAAUCUUGAGCUAGACAAAUGGAUGGUUUCUUGGACCGUGUUAUUAGCUCCUGGAAACUAUGGAGCCGUGUGGUCGACAAAGAGCACUUUGAUAUAUUACAACUUUGCUAAAAUGCAUAUAAACUCGUCAGCAGUUAGACAGCUAUCAAUGAAUCCAACCGGUAGUGGGUUAUUUCCGGCUUGGGAUAACACUAUAAGAGGGGAUAUGGGUACGGGGAUACAGAGGAGACCACCAACAGAGGAAAUUGACAGUGAAGAAGAUUCGGAUUCUGAUUCGUCGCGCGAGGAAGAUGAGUUCAUCUCUAACAAGGAGUUGCUAUCGCCUGAUGAAGCCGCCAUCAACGCCAACAUAGCUUUGAAUGCAGCCCACACUGUCAUAAAUUUGGUCAUUAAUGAUAAAGAUAUUCUUGAUAAUUUGAAGUAUGUUCCCGUGCAUAUACAUGUAAUGUUGUAUUACGCAGCACUAUUACUCAUCAACCCUCCCGCAAAGUCAAACAAUGCCUCAGUCACACUAACCCCGGAGAUCUAUUACGAUAAAUUGCUUGAUAACUUACGAACGGUGGGUAUCUUGAAAAGAAAGAUAUAUAGUAAUUUACCAAUCGAUUCUAAUUUUGGGUCGAGGUUUAUCCGAAGUUUAGAAAGCUUGGAAGCAGAGAAACUUGCCGAAGUUAAGGAAUUCAUGACUACUCUUGAAGAGCAGGAGUUAAGAGGCGUAUUUGAAAGAAAAGUGAAUUUAUUUGUUGAGACUAGCGAUAAUAUAGUGGAAUUGACAGAGAUGAGUGAAAGUGGCGAAAGCAGCAGAGCAAGUACACCUAGGGCUGAAAAAAUUAGUGCGUGGCCGGGAUCUCAUCAUGGUCAUCCAUGA
Molecule: messenger RNA, 2319 nt
Organism: Lodderomyces margitis
Lineage: Eukaryota; Fungi; Ascomycota; Pichiomycetes; Serinales; Debaryomycetaceae
Gene: ZCF30
Product: Zcf30p
Exons: 1
Coding region: 1-2319 (772 amino acids)
Biological process (GO): DNA-templated transcription; regulation of DNA-templated transcription
Molecular function (GO): DNA binding; DNA-binding transcription factor activity, RNA polymerase II-specific; zinc ion binding
Source: RefSeq, a predicted model, not a curated record